AUGAAGUUCUCACUCGUUGUGCUAGCACUACCAGUUGCGGUCCAGGCUGCGCACUACUCAAAGUCAGAGUAUGCCUCGGGCGCAAUUCAUCAGAAGUUGAUGAAGUUGAAGAGUGAUCAAUGGGAGCAUGAUGCAGCCGAAGGAAAGCAAGACUCUCGUCAGUGGAAGUCUUGGAAGAGCUGGAACAAGGGAUCUUGGGGAGGCGGCAAGGACAAGCGCAUUCGCUGCAAGGAUGGACUCGCCAUCGUCGAGCAAGGCAACGCAAACCAAACGUUCAGGUGUAACAACAUGGACCUUUAUGAUUUUGUCAACCAUGCCGACAUGGGAGGCCCUGAAGGCCAGGGAAGCUCUUCCUGGGGCUGGACAGCUCGCAACGGUCGUGAGUUUGGUAUCGUAGGCCAAUUCUCCGGUGCUGCGUUCGUUGAGAUUCUCAAGGACGGUCAAAUUCAGUACAUGGGCCGUCUUCCCGCACAAAGUGUGGGAUCGCGAUGGCGCGAGAUUCGCGUACUGAACGACUAUGUCAUCAUCGGCUCGGAAGCCGUUGGUCACAACGUUCAGAUCUUCGACAUGAAGAAGCUUCUCACGGUUGACCCAAAGAACCCAAAGACAUUUGACCCCAAGACCGAUCUUGUUGGCUUGUGGGAUGAACUGCCUAUUGGCCGCACUCACAAUGUGGUUGUUGACUGGGACAACGAGUACAUCCUUGCGGUCGGUGCCCAGCCCCGCAACCAGACCUGCAAGGCUGGUCUCCAAUAUAUCGAUCUUGCCAACCCUAGCAAGCCGACCUCUCCCGGAUGUGCCAGCCAGGAUGGAUACGUACACGAUGCCCAGUGUGUGACAUACAACGGCCCUGACCGAAAGUUCCGCGGUCGCAACAUCUGCAUCGGUUACAACGAAGACACUAUGACCGUCUACGACUCCACGAAAAAGAACGGUAACCCUGCAUCUGAGGUGAUUUCAACUCUCUCCUACCCUGGCGCUACCUACUGCCAUCAGGGCUGGUGGACCGAGCGCAACUGGCAUCAAUACGUUCUCUUGAACGACGAGCUCGAUGAGCAAGAAGCCGUCGGUCCCGCUGCGUCCGGCCGCCCUGUCACCCACAUUAUUGACCUAACCGAUCUUCGCAACCCCAAGGCAACUGGCACCUUCUAUGCCACAGACAGCAAAGGUAUCGACCACAACCUCUACAUCGUCGAUGGCCUUGCCUACCAGAGCAACUACGGCGCCGGUAUCUGGGUACACGACGUCCGCAGCAUCAGUAAGGAUCCAACCGGCAAGGGUGUCAAGACUGAGGGCUUUUUCGACAUCUACCCUGAGGAUGACUCCGUCGGCGGCAUCGUUCAGUUCGUUGGCACUUGGUCGCACUUCCUGUUCCCCUCCGGAUACAUCCUGGUCAACACCAUUGAACGUGGUGCGUUUACUGUCAAGCUAGCUAGUGGUCGCGGAGCUAAGCGCGGCCCUGGCUUUGGCGGAAAGUCCAAGGGUAACGGCAGGUAA
Alternaria atra is the source of this 1497-nucleotide messenger RNA. RefSeq lists its product as uncharacterized. Gene Ontology annotation, cellular component: extracellular region. Lineage: Eukaryota; Fungi; Ascomycota; Dothideomycetes; Pleosporales; Pleosporaceae. The coding region runs from base 1 to 1497 and encodes 498 amino acids. The transcript is spliced from 2 exons. The record is from RefSeq and is a predicted model, not a curated record.